AUGUACCUGGUCACAGUGCUUGGAAACCUGCUAACCAUCCUGGCCAUCAGCUCUGACUCCCACCCCCAUACCCCCAAGUACUUCUUCCUUCCCCAUUUCUCUUUGGCUGAUAUUUGCUUUAUCUCCACCACAGUCCCAAAAAUGAUUGUGGACAUCCAAACUCAGAUCACAAUUGUGGCCAUCUGUCACUCCUUGCAUUACUUAGUCAUCAUGAACCCUCACCUCUGUGGCUCUUUAGUUUUGGUGUCUGUUUUGUUUAGCCUUUUUGAAUCCCAGCUCCACCACUUGAUCAUCUUACAAUUUUCCUACUUCAAGAAUGUGGACAUUUCAAAUUUUUUUUGUGACCCUUCUCAACUCCUUAGUCUUGCUUGUUCUGAUAAAUUUACCAACAACAUAGUCAUGUAUUUUAUUGGAGUCAUCUUUGGAUUUUUCCCCAUCUCAGGGAUCAUUUUCUCUUACUAUAAAAUUGUUUCAUCCAUUCUUAGAAACCCAUCUGCAGGUGGAGAGUACAAAGCCUCCUCCACCUGUGGUUCUCACCUGGCAGUUGGUGGCUUAUUUUAUGGAACAGCCAUUGGAGUGUGUCUUGAUUCUGCUACCUCACAUUCUCCCGGAAAGGGUGUGGUGGCCUCAGUGUUAUAUACUGUGGUCACUCCCUGUUGA
Molecule: messenger RNA, 660 nt
Organism: Marmota monax (woodchuck)
Lineage: Eukaryota; Metazoa; Chordata; Mammalia; Rodentia; Sciuridae
Product: olfactory receptor 7E178-like
Exons: 3
Coding region: 1-660 (219 amino acids)
Biological process (GO): G protein-coupled receptor signaling pathway
Cellular component (GO): membrane
Molecular function (GO): olfactory receptor activity
Source: RefSeq, a predicted model, not a curated record